AACCGACAGAUUGUCACUCUGUGACGUUUUGUCUCUACGCAUUUCACAUAAUUUCAGUAUAUUUUAUUCAAAAUUUUUAUAAUGUUUUACAAAAAGUUUUUGGCGGAAAUUUUUGCAAAAUUUUUUACCGGUUUUUAUUGAAAACAUGCCACCGAGUAAGCUCGACAGCAUUUACCGUCGUAUGCUGAUUACGCGGUUUUUUGAAAAAGGAUGGGGGACACCAGAAAAUUUACAAAGGUUAUUCGAGUUUCGUAAAAUCAUUUCACGGCGAGAGACAUGUUAUAAAUUAAUACCACAAGAUUAUCCGGUAGAAAUUACUAAAAAUAAUAAAUAUUCUGAUUGCUCCAUAUUGGAGGGGAAAUUUAUAUCGCCUUUUGAACUACAUUUACCUGGUGUAGUCCCAAAAGCCGCACAAGAAGCUCAUUUUCAAGUAAUAUUACCCAAAAAAUGGAGAGAAGAAAAUUUUAAGCCAAUGUGUAUACACUUAGCUGGCACUGGAGACCACUUUUAUUGGCGUAGAAGAAAUUUUAUUGCCAAACCCCUACUCAAGGAUGCCAAUAUUGGAGCCAUAAUAUUAGAAAAUCCGUUUUAUGGACUAAGGAAACCAGAUCAUCAAGUGCGCUCAAAUUUACAAAAUGUUUCCGACAUAUUUGUGAUGGGUGGUUGCUUAAUACUAGAAUGUUUGGUGCUGCUACAUUGGUGCGAAAGAAACGGACUUGGGCCACUAGGCAUUACCGGUUUAUCAAUGGGAGGACAUAUGGCAUCUUUAGCUGCGACGAACUGGCCUAAACCACUUGUGCUUGUGCCAUGUCUUUCGUGGUCCACUGCUGCGCCUGUAUUUACGACGGGUGUCAUGAGUCAAUCCAUCAACUGGGAUAUGCUUGAAACACAAUACCAUUCGGAUGGUAAAUACAGCGAACGUUUAUCAAAGAUGGUUACAGUGGUAGAUGAUGCCUUUGCAGCCGGACAAAAAUUUAUAAAAAAUUUCAAUCAAUCACUACAAGCACUGAAAACUGACAUUAGUGAUACCAGACAUGUUCAAAAGCAAUCAUCUGAUGCAAUUAGCAAUAAUUACAUAGAAGUUGAAAGCAAUCAAAAUCAGUUAGAAAACAACAAUUCGAUUUUUCUCAAAGAAAACAAGGCUAAAAAUGUGAUUAGCACUGCUAGUAGUUUGCAAGUAGUGAACAAGGAAAAGUCGAGCGCAGUGCUGAAAAAGGAAGAUGAUGAAUCGGCAUUGACAAAACUGAUGAAGUACAUACUACCUAUGGCAGCACAAAGUGACAAUAAGAAAAUAGAUAUAACAAAAACGAAUUGGUGGGAACGCGAAGCUUUACAAUUUAUGCGUGGCAUGAUGGACGAAUGUACGCAUUUGAAAAAUUUCUCGGUGCCAUUCGACACAUCUCUGAUAAUAGCAGUUUGCGCUAAAGAUGAUGCCUAUGUGCCACGUGAAGGUUGCGCGAGUCUUGAAGAAAUAUGGCCGGGUGUGGAAGUACGUUAUCUCGAUGCAGGUCACGUGAGUGCAUACGUUUUGCAUCAAAAACUAUUCAGAAAGUGCAUAAUAGAAGCGUUUGAGCGUUCAAAACAAAUUAACAUUAUGGACAAAGGAAACAUUGGUGAAGAUCUGAAACCAACAUUAACUUAUAAGGAACUUGUUAAUAAAUAUACAAAUUCUAUAUAAUUAUUUAAUGAUAUAUACACAUAUUUUUUAACCAAUUUACACAACCGCAAAUAUACUGUUAACUAAUUUUUAUGACUUUGUAUUUGGCAUUGCGUAUGACUGAAAUUUUGCUGUUUAAGCGCUAUAAACGAAAUAUGUAAAAAGUUGUGAAUAAUUUUAAAUUUUGUUUAAAAUAAAAUAUGUUCUUUCACAUUUAUAAAAAUCGUGUUUUAUGCAUAUUUAUAAGAGGUGUUUAGGUAGUGAGGGCAAAUAUUUGCCACCUAAAUUCAUGCGCUCCUCAAAUACAUACAUUUAUAUUUGUAUAUUAAUAUAAUUUAAGUACGCAAUUUCUAAUAAUCAUGAUUAAUUUGCGCUAAAUUACUUAAUUUUGAGAUUUUAAAUAGUUAUAGUGUGACAUGGUUGAUGGCUAAACAUAAAUUUGAAGAUUCUCCGUUCACCUUUUUCAAAUGUUUUAUGAUUUAAAGAAAGCACAGUGAACAUAGCCACUCGAUAGCAUAAAAGACGAUAUAUGCAUAUAUCGAUAUAUUUGGAUCAUGUUGUCGGCGGCUUGUGUAACCAGCGGAAUAUGCCAUUUUGUCAAUCGAAUAAGAUCUGGAAAGAACACCAUUGCGAUACAGCAGAAAAGAAUUGGGAGUGAUUUUUUACCAUCCAUCACUCAAAAUUAACAACAGAGUAGUUGAAAGAGUCCCUAACGUCAACAAAAACACCAAUACUUUAAAAAGCUAACAAAAUUUCGUAAAUUCCGUAUACUGAAUUGAAAGGACAGAAAAAUAAGUACAUACGAAAUUUUUGUAAGCUAGAAAAUGG
Messenger RNA from Zeugodacus cucurbitae (melon fly), 2485 nucleotides. Its product is annotated as protein ABHD18. The record is from RefSeq and is a predicted model, not a curated record. Bases 146 to 1678 code for a protein of 510 amino acids. The transcript is spliced from 7 exons. NCBI's taxonomy places the organism in Eukaryota, Metazoa, Arthropoda, Insecta, Diptera, Tephritidae.